AAAUACCAUAAUGCACUACGGCGAAACACAAACUAUCAUGACACAUCUCCAACACCAGCCAAAGCUUCCUCUUUGGAAGCAUCCUAUUUGCUAACCUUGGGGAGAGGUGGGUGUCUGUUUUAACGGAUAUAUAUUCGGCAAGUAUAUCAGUCACAACGGAGGUCACAUGACACGUUUGGCAUAAAUGAGCUGUUGUUGUUAGCUUUGUAGCUCUCCAGAAGAGAGCACCAGUGGCUAGUACGGGCUAUCGCUAGCUUACGGAGGUGACCGAAUUCGUCACAUCUGGUGCUGGUGAUACUGGUUAUUUAGAAGGAGCACUUCGAGGAGACAAGCACUCAUUCGGCGUCAUUUUUUCUACAGGAAACUCUACAAAGAAGCAGCCAACUCCGAAUGUUGGUCAAAAAGUGAGAUUUUAGGCCCAAGCCCGAGAUGAGUACAUCUAUUCCAUGGUUUCCCAGGAGCCUCACCAGGAGUGGGAGGUUCUCAUGAGGAAAGGACAGAAAAGGAAGGAAGGAAAGAACAAAAGGGGCCUAUAAUUGAAAGUCAUGAAUCUCCAUCAGGUCCUCACUGGGGCUGUCAACCCUGGAGAUAAUUGUUUUUCUGUAGGGAGUGUCAACCAUGUGCCGUUCACGGCCUAUGCCUCGGGUUGUGAUGUGGUUAUCUUGGGAAGUGACUUUGAGCGUCUGCAGAUCAUCCCAGGGGCCAAACAUGGAAACAUCCAGGUUGGCUGUGUUGACUGCUCACUGCAGGGUGGACAGAUUGCAGCUUCCUAUGGAAGCACUGUGUGCAUCUUUGAGCCUGUGCAGCACCCUGAACCUAAAGAUGCAUCAACGACAAAGUUUAACUGCCAAUGGCAAAAGACCAGACAGUUUGUUUUACAGUCAAUGGUACGCAACCUAGCGUGGCACCCCACAGGAAGCUCUCUUUUAACUGGCUCUAAUUGCCUUCAGUUGUGGUCGAGUGCUGAUGUAACAGACGAUCAAACUGAAGAUGGAGCGGAGCAGCCAGACUUGACCAUGAGAGACACACAUUGUGCCUGGACAUGCAUCUGGGAGAGCAAGACUGCCUCUCCCAUCAGUUUAAUGAAGUUCUCUCUGGAUGGAGAAUUUUUUGCCACUGCUGGACAAGAUGACUGUUUAGUAAAGGUUUGGUACAGCCCCAGUAAGUGGAAGUUCAGUAUACCCAGGGUCUUCACUCCUCAAGAUCCCAACCCCAGUGUCCAGGGAAAGCUGUCCUUCUCUUUUGUUUAUCUGGCACAUCCUCGUUCUGUGACCGGCUUCUCUUGGAGGAAGACCAGCAUGUACAUGCCACGUGGUGCAGUGUGUAAUGUCCUGCUCACAUGCUGUAAAGACAGCGUGUGUCGACUCUGGUCGGAGACAUUGUUGCCAGGUGACACUUUAGUUUCUAAAGCCCACAACAACAGAGCAUCUGGACAACACAGUGCUGGUCCUGGCAAAAAACACACCUGCAAUGGGAGGAUGUCUGGCUUUGCACUGCAGGAUUUGAAUUUCCAGGAAGCAUUGCCGUCGUCUUAUCGCAGUGGGCCCAGACCUUCCAUGAGUGGUUGGCUGCCUCAGCAUCAAAGUCGACACUAUAAGCACAGGAAGAGUAGCAGCAAUCUUCCCCAUGCCAUUGGUCUCUGUCACUUUCACAUUGCCGCCAGCAUCAACCCAGUCACAGACAUUCCUCUGCUGCCCUCAAUCUCAUCUCUGAGUACGGCAGACGACGAGGAACCUGGAGGUCCUUUUACUGUUCACUGGCUCAAUAACAAAGAACUGCAUUUCACUUUAGCCAUGGACGUGUUUCUGCAGCAGCUCCGAAGAAGCCUGGAACAGCAGAUGGAAUGCAGCCAUGAAGAGUCAGAAGAUGAAGACAGCUUUGAAGAAGAUGUUGCUAGCAGGCCAUGUGACCACCAGGGACCUGAGAGGAUGGAGCUGACUCUGGCAGCAGUGCAGCACCAGGUGGACGUGUUGUUAGAGGAGUGGAAUAAAGGGGCAGACAUGCUGUUCAGUAUUCAUCCCAUGGAUGGCUCUCUGCUAGUGUGGAAUGUGGAUUGGUUAGAUGAAUACCAGCCAGGGAUGUUCAGACAAGCUCAGGUAUCGUUUGUGUCCCGUAUUCCUGUGGCAUUUCCUGCAGGAGAUGCCAUUUCCCUGAGCCACAGUGUUGUUAUGUACGCCUGCAACAAAAAUGUGGAUCUGGCUAUCCAACAUGGCAGACAGCGCCCCCCUGGGACCACACUGCCACAAACUAAAUCUGCUUUGAUAAGCUACAGAGGCCAAGGGAAAGUAAUGCCUAGCAAUAGUCUUCGCUUGAGCAUCUUCACCCCAAAUGUGCUCAUGAUUUCCAAACACGCCGAUGGUUCCCUGAACCAGUGGGCCGUCAGUUUCGCAGAAGAUUCUGCGUUUUCAACCGUGCUGAGCGUCUCUCACAAGUCGAGGUACUGUGGCCACCGAUUCCACCUCAAUGAUCUGGCCUGUCACUCGCUACUUCCUCUUCUCCUCACCACAUCACACCACAACGCUUUGAGGACACCAGAUGCGGACAUCCUGGCCCCUCCAGAAGCCUACUAUUCCAGUUUCUCUGUUUCCCGUGGUUCACGAGCCAGUCGAGCGUCUCUGGGGGUGGUUUCCCAGGAUCCAAAUGCAAUCUACAGUGAGCUGAUAUUAUGGAGAGUGGACCCUGUUGGACCGCUGUCUUUGUCAGGAGGAGUCUCCGAGCUUGCAAGGAUCAACUCCCUUCAUGCAUCAGCGUUUGCUAAUGUAGCCUGGUUACCAACACUCAUUCCCAGCAGCUGUUUAGGUGUCUACUGUAACUCCCCGAGUGCCUGUUUUGUGGCAAGUGAUGGCCACUCACUCAGGCUGUAUCAGGCUGUUAUUGAAGCCAAGAAACUGUUAAGUGAACUCUCCAACCCUGAGAUAUCAAAAUAUGUUGGAGAAGUGUUCAAUAUAAUCAGUCAACAAUCCACUGCAAAACCAGGAUGUAUUAUAGAGCUGGAUGCCAUUACAGACUUUCAGGGGAAGGAGACCCAGCUUCUUCAUGUUUUUGAAGAGAAUCUUAUCCUUGGAAAUCAAAGGGCUGAAAGCUCGCAGGACCCACCCGACUCCCCUCACACUGGUGAGCAGCCCUUCUCGGCACGAUUUUUCCUGGUCGUGGUCGAGUUAACCCACAAAGGUCGCUCGCUUCUUCACAUGUGGCAUCUCCAUCUUGCUGCUUGCCCUGUUACAAUGGAAGAGACCAAAUCAGAGGCUCCUUUCAACAGCUCUCCAUUCGACAUGCUCACAUUCAUUUCUCCAGUUACUCAGACGAGUAAAACCUGCACUUCCAAUCUGCAGAGUGCUUGUCGACUCAGCCUCUCAACACGCUUACUAUACAGCCAAGAGAUGUUACUGCCAGAGGGAGUGGAAAUCAUCAACGUUACACCCUCAGCAGGUCACCUGAGUGCAUCAUGUUCUCUGCCAGCCGGCUGUGUGCCUUAUCUUAUCGCUACAUCCUGUUCUGAUGGAAUAGUGCGCUUCUGGAGAUGCAAUGUUGUGGCAAUGGAGCCUUUCAGUAUGGACAGUUUACUGUACCAGUGGGAAGAGUGGCCAUUUUUGGUAGAUGAGAGACUCCCCAGCAGCAGUGCUGUGAAUGUACCAGGACGCCCCAUAGAGGUCAGCUGCUGCCAUGCUGGACGCUUUGCUGUUGCCUACAGACAGACACCACCUACAAAUCCAACAUCAAUAUCUCGUCUGAAUCUUCCAGGAUCGAUGAUUUCACCCAAGCAGGCAUCAUCCCCCUAUAAUGUGAACCAAAAAAGAACUGUGCAGAACAGCCUCAAUAUUAGCCAAUGCCCCGACCAGGUUUACAUUGCAAUUUUCCAGUCUGAAUCCACAGGUGGGUCACAGUGGGUUUUAGAGCAAACCAUUGUCCUGGACAGCAUAGAUGCUACAGCUCACUAUGACAGUGACAGUGAAAGCAGCAUGGGUCAGGGUGCCAGUGUUCAGAACAACAGGGAUCUUUCUUUACCAAAUUUGGUAAAUUGUUUGGGCUCCACCAGUAGAAGCCUGGUACAUUUGGACUGGGUGUCUGAGGAGGAUGGCUCCCAUGUUCUGACUGUGGGCAUUGGGACAAAGAUUUACAUGUAUGGCCGCCUCACAGGGAAGCCUCCAGAGCUGGGUUUAUCAUCUGAUGCCGCUAAAGAACAGAGAUUGUCCCGCCUUGUUUUGCUCCGUUCAGUGGAUCUGGUCUCUUCCGUUGAAGGCUCAUUACCCAUCCCUGUUUCUCUGUCCUGGGUGCGAGACGGCAUCUUGGUGGUGGGAAUGGACUCCGAGAUGCAUGUCUACUCCCAGUGGCAGCCUCCAAAGCCGCAGAGACCCGGUGCUGCCUUAGGCCAGGACACUGACAUCAGCAGCAGUGUCUCCUCCAUCACCUCUGCAGUCAGACAGAGCCAGGAUGAUGGUCCAACUACUGGCCCUUUGUUGGCACCUCCCAAAAAAGGCAUGACAAGGUCAAUGAUGAGUUUGGCUCAAAAACUAAGUGGUAAAAAAACGGCGUAUGAUCUGCCGAUCGAGAUGGAAGACUUUGGACUGUUUGAAGCAGCACAACAACUCUUCCCAACUCUUCCUCAGUACCAUCCUGUACAAUUACUGGAGCUCAUGGAUCUAGGCAAAGUUCAUCGUGCCAAAGCCAUACUCUCUCAUCUCGUCAAAUGUAUCGCUGGAGAAGUGGUGACCCUUAAAGACAAUAACACCAAUCCAGAGAAACGUGUGCGUUCCAGGACCAUUGGUGCAGGAGGCAGCACGGCCAGGGAUCCAAUGAUGUUUAACCUAACAGAGAGCUCCACCCCGGGUUACACAGAGAUAAGCUCCAUCCCACCUCUUCCUCUUUAUGCUCUCCUUGCAGCUGACGAUGAUACAUCAGCAAAGCAUGAUAAAGUGAGCAGUGUGAGUGGAGACAGUGGGCACGGUUCCACUCAUACUGAUGCUUAUGAUGAGCUCUUUCACACACCCAGCAUAAUGGAUGUGGAUCCACUGAACCAUGAUAAAGAGGAAGCUGGUAAUAAGGUAAUUGACCUGUCUCAGUACAGCCCCACAUACUUUGGUCCAGAACACGCACAGGUUCUGUCCAGCCAUCUCCUUCACUCAAGCCUGCCUGGAUUAACUCGUCUGGAGCAGAUGUCUCUUAUGGCAUUGGCCGACACCAUCGCCACCACAAGCACAGACCUCAAGGUCAGCCAGGACAAAAGCAAAGGUGGAGAGACACUGGAUGAGUGUGGUCUGAAGUUUCUGCUGGCUGUCAGGCUGCAUACCUUCCUCUCCACCUCUCUGCCUACAGCACACCGAGCACAGCUGCUACGACAAGGGCUGUCAACCUGUCAUUAUGCCUGGGCCUUCCACUCUGAAUCUGAGGAAGAGCUGUUGAACAUGCUACCUUCUCUACAGAAGAACGAUCCGACCUGGCCUGAGCUGCGCUCCAUGGGUGUUGGCUGGUGGCUACGCAGCACCAACAAGCUGCGCAGGUGUAUUGAGAAGGUUGCCAAGACUUCAUUUCAGAGAAGCAAUGAUCCUCUGGAUGCAGCUAUUUUUUACCUCGCACUGAAAAAGAAGGCAGUGGUUUGGGGAUUAUACAGGUCGCAGAAGAACACCAAAAUGACUGACUUUUUUCACAACAACUUCACUGAGGACAGAUGGAGGAAAGCAGCAUUAAAAAAUGCCUUUUCGUUGUUGGGGAAACGGCGAUUCCAACAUUCUGCAGCCUUCUUCCUUCUCGCUGGGUCCCUUAAGGACGCUGUUGAGGUGUGUAUAGAGAAGCUGCAGGACCUCCAGUUGGCGCUGGUGAUCUCGAGAUUGUACGAGUCAGAGUAUGAGAUGGGGACCACCUACAAAAGGAUCCUUCAGAGACACAUCCUUGGUCGAGACAAGCAGAUUUCAGCCCACCAGGAUCCGUUCCUGCGCAGCAUGGCUUACUGGGUGUUGGAGGACUACAGCAAAGCCUUGGACACUCUGCUGGAGCACGGCACCAAAAGCAGCAGCUCAGGCUCCACAGAGAGCAAAUAUGACUCUGGUUCCUCGUUCAUGGCUACAUGUAACCCUGAUGUCUUCAACUUCUAUACCUACCUCCGCACCCACCCACUUCUCCUACGUCGCCAUUUUGGCUCCUCAGACAAGGGCAAAGUUGGUCUAACUGCUGAGGGUCGUAGGGCAGACUCCAUUAGCCUGGAAGAGAGGAGGCUGUUUUUCACUGCUGCAUAUGCCCACCUACAGGCUGGCUGUCCAAUGCUCGCCCUGGAAAUCCUGUCAAAGAUGCCUAAAGUCUGCCGACAUUCUAAGCUCCCAACUCGAGAGGUUCAGGGGAACUCUCCUAAACACAGCGUUGAGAGCAAGGAGGGUCAGACCUCGGACCCAGAUUGGUCUCAGCCAUCCUUAAAUGGCUACGAGUCAGAUGGGAAUAGUUUUAGCAAGUCUGAGUCAGUGUUAAGUUUUGACUGGAGCCAGCCUUCACUUGCUCUCCCAGAUGAGCCGCUUGAGCUGAAGUGGGACAGUGACAAAGAGAAUAAUGAUGAUGAUGAAGAGGGCGAUAGGGGAAUUAAAAACGCUCAAACCAGUGGAAUGGCAGACAACGUCAGUGUUUUCCACGACACACAGGACACUAUGUCACCUAUGAUGGACAUAAUGACAGAAGAGGACACUGAGGACAGCAGUGACUUUAUUGCACCGAUUGAUGACGUCUUCGUGGCCCAGCUAAAGUUUGCUGCCUGCCUGAAAAUGUUAACCAACGAGCUUCGCACAUUGUCGACAGGUUAUGAAGUGGACGGAGGCAAACUGCGCUACCAGCUGUACCAGUGGUUAGAAAGAGAGGUGAUCACUCUCCAGCAUUGUUGCAACUAUAAGCCCUGUCUGCCAGACCUGUCCGUCCACAGUGAUGCCUCCGUGUUUGGAUUGGAAGAGGAGGAGGAGCAGCUGGGCAGCCCACGCAGUGACAGCCAGCGAAGUGGGAGACACUGGUUGCAGAGCAACCAGCCUUUAUUGAGGAUGUUUCUUAGCUACUGCAGCCUGCAUGGGUCUCACGGUGGAGGACUGGCCUCUGUUCGGAUGGAGCUUAUACUGUUGCUGCAGGAGUCUCACCAGGAUGACUCCUACCAGUCAGCGGUGACGUCCAGUGCCCAGCCCACCUCCAUCCCCCUCCUAAUGGCUUGCACAGCCGGUGUGAAGACAGUUGUAGCCAGUCCCAUUGUAUACCUGACUAAUCUGACUCACGACAUCUUGGAGACCAUCAAUGCCCUGGACUCUCCUCCUCAUCCUGACGUUGUUAACAAUGAGAUUUAUGUGAUGCACACCUUGGCUGCUUCCUUAUCUGCUUGUAUCUAUCAGUGUCUGUGUGACAAACACACUUACAGCCAUGUCAACCAUUUUACUGGGAUUGUUUACCAGAGUGUGUUGCUGUCUCAGAAGCAGUCAGUCAGACACUUCAGUGUGGACGAGCUGGUUCAGCCGAACACUUCUCCUGCUCAGUGGCCAGGUAUCGCUUCCAUGGUCCGUCUUUUGAGCUCAGCAGGUGAGGAGAGUCAGCCAGGCUUGACCGUGCUGCUCUGCGAGAUCCUCACUGCCGUAUUUCUCAGCUUGUUUGUUCACGGCAUGGCCAGUCACUCCAGCCCUGAGCUGUUUCGCAUCAUGGCCCACCCUCUCAGCAGUAAACUUUGGGUGGCAGUGUUUGGAGGAGGUGCCCGGACCCCUGUCAUAGAGAAACUCAACAGUCCAGCGAGGACGCCACCUCCAGUUUCUCCGAGUGCCUCAGACAGGAAGUCCAGGCGGUUUAGGCUUCUGUCGUCACGCAGUGCAUCCAAAGAGGAGUCUUGCCAUGAGCGGGAGGGACUGUCCAGUCCUAAAAAUGUCACCAUAGUGGACCAAGAAGCUCCGUCCAUCUUUAAAGAGCAGUUUGUCCCUCCAGACCUCAGCAUCUGGGAUUACUUCAUUGCAAAGCCUUCACUGCCACCAUCAGAAAACAGAAUUGAGUAUGACUCAGAGGAGAACCAGGGCAGUCAAGACGAAGAUGAGGAUGACUAUGAUUAUAUGUUUGACCCCAAUUCUCCACUACGAGAGCAUUCGAAUCACAACUCAUACAGUUGGUGUUUAAUGCGUCUGGCAAUGGUGCAGCUUGUGAUGGUCAACCUCAAGUCCUUUUACCCCAUGGCAGGAUACGAUCUUUUAGAUCUGCCCGUGGCCUCUCCUCUGUGUCACGCUGCCCUCAGGACACUGCAACGAUGGGAACAAGUAUUGCAGAAAAGGCUGGAAAUCUUUGGGGGUCCGCCUUCCAAAUACAUCUCCACACACCUCCAUGAUGAAACUACACCACCUGGACCCGCCCUGCUCAGACACAAAGCCCUGUUUGAGCCGUCCAACACACCUUUCAGGACGACCCACCACUCAGCGCUGCCAGUGAAACGCUUGUGGCAGUUUCUGGUCAAGCAGGAAGAAGUACAAGAGACUUUUAUACGAAACAUCUUCACAAAGAAAAACGAUCCAAAUGAGUUGAUUGAGGACCAGACUGACAAUAUGAAAUAUUCAGGGACGGACAAGGCAGAACUCACUAAGACUGGCUCUGAUCUAGGCAGCCCUGUAGGAAAGGCACGCAUUAUACACAAGGAGUCUGACAUCAUCACUGCCUUUGCCAUCAACAAGGCAAACAGAAAUUGUUUGGUCAUGGCCUCCACCCAUGACAUUCAGGAGCUGGAUGUGUCGUCCAUCUUGUCCACACAGGUCUUUGCGUGGAUAGAUGAUGACGAAGCUGACGUCAAAGGGGUCGGAGGCGAUGACUUCCUGGUGGUCCGUGCACAUGAUGACUCUGCCAAUGUCCAUGGCACUACACCGUACACCCACAGUAGCCUCGGUACACCCAUCAACGUGCCCUGGCUGGGAGGUCUGCAGACGGGCCGGGGUGCAUCUACGAUGAUCAAGAGAAAUAUCAAUAAUGUGAGAAGGAUGACCUCCCAUCCUACACUGCCUUACUACCUGACAGGAGCUCAGGAUGGCAGCGUGAGGAUGUUUGAGUGGGGUCACUCCCAGCAGAUCAUCUGCUUCAGAAGUCCAGGAAACUCCAGAGUGACCAGGAUACGAUUCAACUACCAAGGAAACAAGUUUGGUAUCGUCGAUGCUGAUGGAGCUCUGAGUCUCUGGCAGACCAACACCAGUGGAAACGCUCCUAAACCGUACCUGACGCUACAGUGCCACAAUAAGACGGCUCACGACUUUGUCUUCGUGGGCUCCUCCUCCCUCGUCGCCACUGCAGGUCUUUCCACAGACAACAGGAACGUAUGCCUGUGGGACACCUUGGUGCCUCCAGCCAACAGCCUCGUACAUGCCUUCUGCUGUCAUGAGUCGGGUGCUACUGUGCUCGCUGUGGCCCAGAGGCAGCAGCUGCUUAUCACAGGUGGAAGGAAAGGCUGGAUCAGUGUCCUCGAGCUCGCUCCCAGGCACCAGCGCAAGAGUUUUCAGGCUCAUGACUCACCCAUCAAAGCACUGGCUGUUGAUGUCAUCGAGGAUUGUUUUAUCAGUGGAUCAGCGGAGGGCACCAUCAAGGUUUGGAGUCUGGACACACAGACUCUCCUCUUCUCCUUUGCAAACGAACACGCCCGUCAGUCACUCUUCAGGAACCUGGGUACGGGAGUCAUGCAGAUAGAGGUGGGACCGGCUAAUCACUUAUUCUCCUGCGGUGCGGACGGAACCUUGAAGAUGAGGGUUCUACCCAACCGCUUCAGUGUCAUCAACAACAACAACAACAACAACAACAACAACAACAACAACCAGAACGGAAACCUCCAGAAUGACGUUAAAUUCUUCAUUUAGUCAGAAAAAAUAUGAAGUUAAAGCAACCAAAGGUCGUCUUAUGAUUUUUGAACAGUGACUUGACACUGCAACGAGCUACGACAGACCACUGAUCCAAAGUGUUACAAUACUUUUUAAUGAAGAAA
Cynoglossus semilaevis (tongue sole) is the source of this 9946-nucleotide messenger RNA. RefSeq names its product Dmx like 1 (gene dmxl1). The transcript is spliced from 51 exons. Gene Ontology annotation, cellular component: RAVE complex. NCBI's taxonomy places the organism in Eukaryota, Metazoa, Chordata, Actinopteri, Pleuronectiformes, Cynoglossidae. The coding region runs from base 546 to 9821 and encodes 3091 amino acids. The record is from RefSeq and is a predicted model, not a curated record. Gene Ontology annotation, molecular function: protein binding. Gene Ontology annotation, biological process: vacuolar acidification.